AGUAGGAGAAAGUGAAGAAAUUUGAGAAAAGAGACCAGGCAAUAAGUUAAAAGCUGUCUUGCUUUUAAAAUGAGUCUUUGCUUUCUUAGCAAAUUGUAAAAAAUAUUAAUUUUACAAAAGCUUAUUACUGAGAGUCUAAAAGAGUCUAGCAGAGGAAGGAUCUGAUUAUUUAAAAAAAAAUCGAAGAGCAGCAAUCAGGAAAAAAACACUGGCGAAUCCUUCUCUGACCUUUUAUUCUACGGUUGUAUUGUUUAUAGGGUAAAACAAUGGAAACUUGGUCAGUUGAUCAAGUCUGCAAUUGGUUGGUGGAGAAAAACUUAGGAGAGCUAGUUUCCAGGUUUCAAGAGGAAGAAAUAAGUGGAGCAGCUCUUCUAGCACUUAACGAUCGCAUGGUUCAGCAACUGGUGAAGAAAAUUGGUCACCAGGCUGUUCUGAUGGAUUUAAUUGAAAAAUAUAAGCAGAACAGCCAAGGACUGAGGCCUCCGGGAUCCCCUAGAGACACAGCACCAGGGACACAAGCAGAAGCAGCCCUGGAAGUGAAGCAGUGCUGCCGUCCAGCCAGCCUCAGAGAGCAGGUGCCAUCUUUCCAUCCUGCAGAAAGCCUUGACAGCGGACAGAUUGACCACAGAGUACUGAAACAGAGGAGCAACACGAAGCAUCUUCUAGCAAGGAAUAAAGCGUUGCAGUGGACCCGGUGCUAUGUGUUACCAGAGUUUCCCUAUGAUGUCAGAUGCAUGCUAGCAGAGCAGAAAGGUCCCGAUCACAGCAUGAGGAUACGGAUCAUUGAGUUUCUGCAGGCCGACAUGACCAAGUAUCUCCAAGGCUCACUGUACCCCACCGCCCAGCAGUACAACGACGUGGUCAACGCCCUGCUGCAGGCCCACCCUUUCCUGGAUGAGGACGGUUGUGGCUUCUUUGCAUGGAAAAGAGCUCUCAAAGAUCGCUUUAAAUAUGUUCGAAGACCCAUAGAAGACGAUGAACAAGUUAUGAGAAAUAAGUGCAAAUUUGGACACCGAAGAGGCCAGAGAAGAAAAUCUCUUGCUGAUACAAGAUUUGAUGAAAUUAAAACUAUCCAAAUAAAAGAAGAAUCUGUUUGUUUAGAUUCUGUGGUAGAAGAACACAUUAACUGGUUCCAGCAAGAGUAUGUGAAGGCCGAAAAGAACUGGGGAGAAGUUGAUAAAAGGAUGAGCCAGACCCUGGAAAUAAGAAGAAGGAUGAUUGGCAGCAGAAUGCCUCGGAGGGACAUUCUUAAAAUGUUUCCGUUCUUGAAGUGCCCUUAUCAGAUGUUCAGAGAAUUCCAACUUCUUACAAGAACAGAUAUUUAUAAGGAAAUGAGGCAUAUUUUGGAGUCCUAUUCAGAAAAUAUACUGACUGCUUUUCCAGCGGUGGACAGCCCCAUCAACACUGCACUGCAAGAAGCAGUGAAGCAGUGCACGGAUGAGGGCCUGCUGAAAUAUAUGAAGAUGACGGCCACAUGUUUACUCCUCCCAGAUGUCUUUGGGGAUGAUCCCAGCCUUUUUGCCGUUGUGAAUGAGAAGGUCCAAGUGUCCACACCUGUGUUGGAAGUUAAAAACCCUUUUGACGUCCGUGUCUGUGAAUUUUCUUUAUACUUGGACAAGGAGAAGCUCACAAAGGUGGAUGACUGCGUCACGGCCUUGGCAGCUCUAGUGGCUGCCUUUCAUAUAUUUGGGAUCAAGUGUCCAAGAAGACUGUCCCAAACCCUCAACUUCUUAGAGACGCUGAUCCUCGACACGCACAAUCCCCCUUGUCCUUCUUUGAAAGGGAAGGAAAAGGAAGUAGGAUUUCAGCCCCCAAUCACUUAACAACAUGCCAAAUGUUAAAUCAGAAGUUACCUGUGGGUCAGGUGAAACAUGAUAAAUAUCAUUCUAAUUUAGGGUUGGGAUAGAGGUAGGUAUUAGCAAAUCAUCUUGUAUCUAUCUUUACACUUCCUUCUUUGUGAAA
Molecule: messenger RNA, 1962 nt
Organism: Heterocephalus glaber (naked mole-rat)
Lineage: Eukaryota; Metazoa; Chordata; Mammalia; Rodentia; Bathyergidae
Gene: Samd3
Product: sterile alpha motif domain containing 3
Molecular function (GO): protein binding
Source: RefSeq, a predicted model, not a curated record